This is a messenger RNA of Neopelma chrysocephalum (saffron-crested tyrant-manakin), 6022 nucleotides long. RefSeq names its product leucine rich repeats and calponin homology domain containing 3 (gene LRCH3). Gene Ontology annotation, molecular function: protein binding. The coding region runs from base 3 to 2522 and encodes 839 amino acids. The transcript has 23 exons. NCBI's taxonomy places the organism in Eukaryota, Metazoa, Chordata, Aves, Passeriformes, Pipridae. The record is from RefSeq and is a predicted model, not a curated record.
AAAUGGCGGCGCCGGAGGGCGGCUGUGCCGCGAUGCCCGCGGCUUGUCCCGCUCCGCCCGGGCCCUCGGCCCCCGGCUCCUGGAGCCGCUCCUUGGACCGAGCCCUAGAAGAAGCGGCGGCCAGCGGAGCCCUGAGUUUGAGCGGCAGGAAGCUCCGGGACUACCCGCGGGCCAGCGCCGCCAACCACGAUCUCAGCGACACCACCCAGGCUGAUCUGUCACGGAACAGACUGUCGGAGCUUCCAGCAGAAGCGUGUCACUUUGUCUCCCUCGAGAGUCUUAAUUUGUACCAGAACUGCAUUCGAUACAUCCCAGAGGCUGUUUUGAACUUACAGUCUUUAACAUUUCUAAAUAUCAGUCGAAACCAGCUUUCAACAUUGCCAGUACACCUCUGUAGUCUACCACUAAAAGUUUUGAUAGCAAGUAAUAAUAAAUUGGUUUCAAUACCUGAAGAAAUUGGACAGCUCAGACAGCUGACAGAACUCGAUGUGAGUUGUAACGAAAUACAGACAAUACCUCCACAGAUUGGCCAUUUGGAAUCCUUGAGGGACCUAAAUGUCAGACGAAAUAAUUUGGUGCGUUUACCUGAAGAGCUUGCUGAGUUGCCAUUGAUUCGAUUAGAUUUCUCCUGCAAUAAAAUAACAACAAUACCAGUUUGUUAUAGGAACCUCAGACAUCUUCAGUCCAUCAUGUUAGAGAACAACCCUCUCCAGUCCCCCCCUGCACAGAUAUGUAUAAAAGGAAAAAUUCAUAUAUUUAAAUACCUGAACAUAGAAGCAUGCAAGAUAGCUCCAGACUUACCUGAUUAUGAUAGGAGACCCAUGGGAUUUGGAUCAUGCCACGAGGAACUCUAUUCCAGUCGUCCGUAUGGAGCACUUGAUUCUGGCUUCAAUAGUGUGGACAGCGGAGACAAAAGAUGGUCAGGGAAUGAACCAACAGAUGAGUUCUCAGAUCUCCCUUUACGUGUGGCAGAGAUCACCAAGGAGCAGAGACUGCGCAGAGAGAGUCAGUAUCAAGAAAACCGAGGGAGCGCAGUUGUAACUAAUGGUGGAGUGGAACAUGAUCUCGAUCAGAUCGACUAUAUUGACAGCUGUGCCACGGAAGAGGAGGAGGAAGAGGUGAGGCAGCCCAAGUGCAUGGACUCAGACAGCCUCAGCUCACAGUUCAUGGCAUAUAUUGACCAGCGGCGAAUCUCUAAUGAGAGCUCCCCAGUAAAACCUACAUCCAUCAGAGAAUUUCAGAGAACAGAGGAUACAAGACGGCAUUUACAUCAAAACAGGGAUACAGAUGAAUUACGAAGACCUGAAACUCUAAAUUUGAUGCAGGACAAAGAGCAUCACCAAGUACUAAGGAGUUAUGUGGACAGGACAGAGAGACCCCUGCCUGAUUCACCUUAUUUUCUCUCGCUGUCAAGUCACCACAGUCAGGUGCCAAGCACAGAUUCCGAGCUGCACCGCAGGCACAUCGAGCGCACCCGUCGGGAGGCUCAGCUGGCAGCGCUUCAGUACGAGGAGGAGAGGAUGAGAACAAAGCAGAUCCAGAGAGAAGCUGUCCUUGACUUUGUUAAGCAAAAAGCAUCCUUAAGUCCUCAGAAGCAAAGUCCUCUGGAUAGUGAGUGUCCCUUUCCAUCCAGAAGGUCUCAGCAUACUGAUGAUAGUGCCUUGUUAGUGAAUGGCUUUGAGCCUCUCUUUGUGUUUGAGAUUGACAAUAACACCAAUACCAUUAAAAGGAGGCCAGGGACUCGCAAACAGUCACUCUCAGGGUUGAACCAAGAAAGCUGUGCUACUACCCUGCCUAGUGCCUCUACCUUCAGUCCUGUCAAGAGUGAUGACAGAUCUACCAUCUCCCCUGGCUCACCUACCGCUCAGACAGUCCACCUUUCCCCUCCAUAUGCUGGCCAUGCAGCCCUGCCUUCCUAUAGAAACCCUUCCCAGCGACCUGAGAGUUUCCUUUUCCGAACAGCUGUCAGGGAUGAAGCCAAGAAAGCUGUAGCUUCAUCCUCUACCCGUGCCUUGUCUCCUGCUAAUGAUUCUGCAGACCCUCAAGUGAGACAAAACUCCAAACAGCGAGAGGAAGAGUUGGAGCUGAUAGAGCAGCUUCGCAAGAACAUCGAGUCACGGCUGAAGGUGUCGUUGCCCAGCGAUCUCGGGGCCGCUCUCACCGACGGUGUUGUCCUGUGCCAUCUGGCCAACCACGUGCGGCCCCGCUCUGUCCCCAGCAUUCACGUCCCCUCCCCUGCUGUGCCUAAACUUACAAUGGCAAAAUGCAGACGAAACGUGGAGAAUUUCUUGGAAGCUUGCAGAAGGAUUGGAGUGCCUCAGGACAAUCUUUGUUCCCCUUCUGACAUUCUUCAGCUAAACCUCAGCGUUAAAAGAACAGUUGAGACUCUUCUUUCCCUGGGGACAGAUUCAGAAGAAUCCAGUCUUGUCUCCCUUUCCGUUCAGCUCUGGGGCUUUGUGGUGUUUUACUGUACUCUAAUGCUAACGCUCUGUAUGUUCUAUCGCUGGGUCUGUUUUCUCUAGCUGAGGGAUAGUGGUGCUGCUUCCUCCCUCCAUCACUCCGGUGCUUGGGAACAGAUUUUGGGUUUUGUCAAGACUGUGUGUAUGAAGUGCUUUGUUUCCCACGGAUGGGACAGAGGUGACAAGUACAGUGUGUAAACACAUUGGUGCACCCACACAACCAUCUGUGACCUCAUUCACAUUUGUAUUUGCUGUGUCACAUUGAGCAGAAAAAGUGCUUUACAAGGGAGGAGGUGCAGUCCCUGGGGUAGACCUGAGACUGAGCUGAGGACAUGUGGCUGCAUUUUGUAGUCUGCUGACCCAUGGUGCAUAUUAGGAAACUGCAUUGUCAGGUUGUGCCUCUGUUUCCCCAUCUGUAUAAUGGGAAUUGCACCCACUCUGGUAAAUUUCCCAAGGAUUUUCUGAUGAAAAAUGUUAAACAAUGUGAAGUAUUUUUUUCAGUGUCAGUGUUCUUGAUGAGAUCUCACAGUCUUAGGAGACACGGUCUGGUAAGUUUUGUCCACAGAUCUUUGUAGCUUUAUUUUUUUCUUAACCCCAGUCCCUUAUCCUGCUUCUGAGAGCAUUUGAUGUCUCAAAUUUAUAGACUCUGUUUUAUUGCUUUGACUCAGGAUUUUUAAAAUAACUGUCAGUGAAUCCUGAGCUGCUUGAACUUCACAACAGUUCAAGCAGGAAAUUUUCAGAGAAAUUAAGCCCUUCAACAGCUUUAAGUUUUCUGGCACAGAAAGAAGUCUUUAAAGAUUCUAUCAGAUGCUACAGAAUGUCAUAGCAAUUUACUGUGCUCUGGAUAAAACUCACCAAAAACUUGUUGAGUUGCUGCUGGAUCGUGGGCGCCCCAACAUAAGCUUGUUCCAUGCUUAUUCCCUUCUUCCUCUUACCCUGUCAUUUUCAGAAACCUUUAUAUCAUGCAAUUGCAGAAAUAUAAGCCCCGGCUGCACAAGCACUCUUCACUGUUUUACAAAACUCAGGAAGUCUUCCAUAGAGCUUCACAGCUUUUCCCUCCCCAGGGAAAGCAUCCUGGUGCUUUAAUGCUUUAAUGUCUCAGGGACACCUCAGAGCUUCAGGGCACUCCCGGUGUGUGUGUAACAGACCGUGUCUCCUCAGAGUGUAGAUUGAUUCAGGGAGCUCUGCUCAGAGACCAGUGUCAGGUAAGUGUUCAGUAAAUGGCUGUUCCAAAUAUGUCUUCAAUAAAUUUCUGUUAUAUCUGCAAGUGCAGUAAAUGGCUUGUAAGCCCAAUGCAAGUGGUGUUGGCCUUCCAGCGAUAACCUGGAACAACUCUGAAGCACAGUUUAAGAUACACGAGAGUUCAGUUGCAAAUGUGUUCACUACCAGUAAAAUGUGUUAUGUGUACGUGGAUCUCACAAGCUCUUGUACCACAAAGUUAGUAUUUAACAAAGGAGCAAGUCAAAAAGCUGCUGCUCUCUGUCCAAGCCACACAAAGUGUUCUGUCCAAGCCAAACAUCGCUGAGGAAAGAGGGGAACUUUGACAGGGGGAGAUUGUUUUAUUUUUGAGUAAGCUAUUUUUGCACUGCUUACUGGUAUGAACUAGAAUGAACUCGGUUCCUAUGUUUCUUAACUUCUAGUGAACACUGUGAUAAAAGCUGCAAGGGGUUUUACACUAACAGUGCCUUCCAGUUUUUAAAUUUUGUUUGUCAUUACUGUCUGUGGUAUGGAGUCAUUCCAAAGCUUUUUCCCUUAUCUGUUUGCAUACAUAAGGAAAAAAGAUAAGGCAUAUUUCCUCAAGUUUACAAGUAUUUUCUUAAAAAGCACACUUUUUUCAAAGUAACAUAAUUUUGCUGGAAGAAAAAUGUAUUUUAGCCUGAUCAUAUGUGGCUUCCUGUGAGAAUUUCAGUCUGGGUUCACUUGUUUUCUCUCCACUCGGAGCUUUGCGGGAGGAGUGUUGGCUGCCACUGUUUGUGCUGAAGGAUUUCUUUAACAUCAGAAAUCAGUAAAGACUCAAGGAGUGGAGAAAUGCCAGUUGGUGCGAAAAUAACACAUGAAAAAUAGUCUCUGUAGCUCUAUAGGAAGGACACACUUGGGUUGUUUUCUACAGAUACAGAGAACUGUUGGACAUGUAUUCUGACUGUUGUGGAGUGAGGAUGGCCAGGAGUGCCAAGGACUUCUGUAGGAUGAGGCUUUAAGUACAUCUUAGACUGAGAAUAGCAGAACUGUUAAUAAACACUUUGAAACCUCUUUUUGCAUUUUGCGUAUUCCUGUUAUUUCUCAGAAGGAUUUUGGGGGUCGCCCGCUAAGCCGGGGGCACUUCUGGGACAUGAGUGAGUGGUGGUGACUCAUUCCCUGCUCACAGCAGGGCUCCCCUCAGGCUGUAGCUGACAAGGCUUGUCCCGUGAGGACUCCCUCAAAAAGAGGUGUGAUUUGGAAAGGAAGCUGUGCUGCUGUGGUUCCUCUCCUGUUCUGUGUUGCAGCAGGUUCAUCGUGUUGAAGCAAAGCUUCCGCCUCCUCAAGUUCAUCUGCUUUUGGUUUCAUAAACCACUGCCAUGUCAGUGUGGGCAGAGAUGGAGGACAAUUUGUUAUUUCCCUCUUCUCCCACAAUCCCUUUUCAAAUUCUUAUUUGUAGAGUUUUUUAAUAAAUGAACACAGGGAUUAGCUGAAGGCCACCUUCUCUGAGUAGUCAAGGUCAUGGUUCUUUAGUCACAAGCAGAAAUUUCAUGUCCUACCCCUGUGUGUGUGUGCUGCCUGUCCAUAACGUUUCAUAUUUCAGUCACCUUUUGCUUAAUUUUUUUUUCUUUUCAGUUGAGUGGUUUUCAUCCAUUUUGUUUUUGUCUUUGUUUUGUUCCCCAUUCAGGAGCAAUUAUGUUUGCCUCUGCAUAUUUUAGAAGAGAAGGGUUUGACACAGGUAGCUGUGACUGUCCAGGCGCUCCUGGAGCUGGCACCCCCAAAGCAGCAGCCACUUCACCACUUGUCUGCUGUGUAAAGACCUCCGGGACCUUUUGGGUUACCUUGGCUAAGCAGAAGGACCUGAAGACUUUACUGCCCAUGCAGUGCAUCCAAACACACAGAGCUCUGUUCUAAGGAAAUGAGUUUCCGUGAUUCCUGACAGGAAUGUUUUACUUCAUUUCUCCAUUUUUUUUGGAGAUCACAACAGUUUCCAGUAACAUUUUUUACUACCAAUUUUUUUGCCCCUUAUUUUUAAAAAAUGAGGGUUGGGAGGAGGGCAAGGAAUUCCAGUGCCUGGCUGUUGGAGCCAGCUGUAGAAACUGACCUUGCAGGUGGAAGAUAUGGAUGUAGAGUUAGGAAAGCAGUUCCUAGGGGAGUUUGUAAAAAAAAGGAUGUUGCUGCAGUGGGCAUAUGGGGAAUUAAAUUUCUUUCCUUACCCACAGAGUGCAAAGAAAUGGAGUUUCUUUGCCUCCAAGGAACAACCGCUAUUUCUAUUAUAAUAUUUAAAAAAUUGCAUCACACAAUCUUAACCUGCAGUGUUGGGUAACAGGGUCAAACCUCACAGAGCUGUAACUCAUGUUGGCAUGUCCUCAUUACUAAAAGUUGAA